Molecule: messenger RNA, 1723 nt
Organism: Rhodamnia argentea
Lineage: Eukaryota; Viridiplantae; Streptophyta; Magnoliopsida; Myrtales; Myrtaceae
Product: sodium transporter HKT1-like
Exons: 3
Coding region: 14-1660 (548 amino acids)
Biological process (GO): monoatomic cation transport; transmembrane transport
Cellular component (GO): plasma membrane
Molecular function (GO): monoatomic cation transmembrane transporter activity
Source: RefSeq, a predicted model, not a curated record
UUCCCUUGAAACGAUGAGCUUUACUUGCUUAGGCAAAGAAGUUGGGUGUCUUUGUAGUGCUUCAUGGCUCAAACUAGCCCGCCUCUGCAGGUCCUUUUGCUUCCUCUUUUCUCGGUAUUACCGCUCCCUGCUCCUCCUAGUCAACUCCUUUUGUAUCCAAGUUCUUUACUUCGUCUUCCUCUCGCUCCUUGGCUUCUGGGUCCUCAAGGCAUUGAAGCCACGGACCAGUUCGUUUAGUCCUAGGGACUUGGAUCUGUUCUUCACCGCUGUCUCCUCAGCUACCGUCUCAAGCAUGUCCACGGUGGAGAUGGAGGUCUUCUCCAACGCCCAGCUUGUCGUGAUGACCGUCCUGAUGUUCGUCGGAGGGGAGGUAUUCACUUCCCUCAUCGGGCUUCACUUUAGGAUGUCGAAACUCCGGUGGCUCAUCAAAACAGAAGAAAAAGUCACCUCCGUCGAUACCAAUCUCUGCCCUUCGAAACCGACAAACGUUAUUGUUGACCACAUCGAAUUAGGUGCAGUAGCGGAUUCAGAUUCCCGGAAACCACAAGUGGAGCCUCAGUUGUACGGGCCGCAAGACGAGUCCAUAGAACUCGACUAUCUGAAAUGUCGUUCGGUUAAGUUUUUGUGUUUUGUGGUGUUAGGUUACCUUCUGGGAGUCCAUGUUCUCGGUGUUGCCGCAGUUUCGCUCUAUAUGACACUCGUUUCCAGCGCGAGAGACGUGUUGAAGAAGAAGGGGCUCAAAAUGAUGACGUUCUCAGUCUUCACCACCGUGUCGACCUUCACCAAUUGCGGGUUCGUCCCGACGAACGAAAACAUGAUCGUCUUCAGCAAAAACUCCGGCCUCCUCCUUAUCCUCAUCCCUCAGGUCCUGCUCGGGAACACACUGUUCCCGCCGGCCUUACGGCUCACGCUUUGGCUCAUGGGGAGAUUUAGCAGGAGAGCAGAGAUCGAGGGCCUGUUGAGCAGCACAGGUGAAGUUGGUUACAAGCACUUGCUUCCGAGCCUCCACUCGUCGCUACUGGUGGUAACGGUGUUGGGGUUUAUUGGUGUUCAGUUCAUAAUGUUUUGCUCGAUGCAGCGGGACUCGGAAUCGUUAAGUGGACUGAGCUCGUACGAGAAAAUCGUGGGCGUGCUGUUUCAGUGCGUGAACACCAGAUAUGCGGGCGAGACGAUCGUCGAUCUGUCCAAAGUUGCUCCUGCCGUCUUGGUGUUAUUCGUCGUCAUGAUGUACCUUCCGCCGUAUACGACCUUCUUCCCGGCGAGAGGCGGUGAGGGGCUCCCGGGAAACGGGGAAAGAGGAAAGCCGAAAAGGAGUUAUGAAAUCUUGUUGGAGAAUCUCAUAUUCUCACAGCUCUCCUACUUGGCCAUCUUCAUCAUCAUGGUUUGCAUGGCCGAGACGAAAAAGAUGAAGGAAGAUCCCAUCAACUUUAACGUGUUGAACAUCGUGGUCGAAGUGAUAAGCGCAUACGGAAAUGUAGGGUUCACGACAGGUUACAGCUGCGAACGACAACUAAGGCGUGUCGAAGGCUGCGAGGACAAGUGGUACGGAUUCUCUGGGAAGUGGAGCGAUGAGGGAAAAAUCAUCCUCAUCAUCGUCAUGAUUUUCGGAAGAUUAAAGAAGUCCAACGUGAAAGGUGGCCGAGCUUGGGUUCUCUUGUGAGAGAGACAAAAGGAACUCUUCACGCCCUACCUCCGGGCAAGCAAAUGGUGAACAUCACUAGGU